This is a messenger RNA of Medicago truncatula (barrel medic), 2005 nucleotides long. Its product is annotated as IAA-alanine resistance protein 1. Gene Ontology annotation, molecular function: zinc ion transmembrane transporter activity. Gene Ontology annotation, cellular component: membrane. NCBI's taxonomy places the organism in Eukaryota, Viridiplantae, Streptophyta, Magnoliopsida, Fabales, Fabaceae. The coding region runs from base 147 to 1607 and encodes 486 amino acids. The record is from RefSeq and is a predicted model, not a curated record. The transcript is spliced from 11 exons. Gene Ontology annotation, biological process: intracellular zinc ion homeostasis; zinc ion transmembrane transport.
GAAUAAUAAAAAUGUUACUGAUAUGGUAGAAAAAAAUGGAUGUGAUAACCUUCGGCAUAAUAAUCGCCGUUAUCGUAUUGUUCUUAGUAAUAGUCUGCUACAUCACCAUUGAAGGCACUUGCAAGUCACACUCUUGAUUCAGUCCAAUGGCAUUGAGUAGUAGUAGUAGAAAAAAGAGAGAUGAAUUCUUCUUUUUCAUGUCUUUGUUGUUAUUUUGCUCCUUUUUGGAUCUGGCAAAAUCCCAUCAAGGUCACUCUCAUUCUAUACCAAACAUCCAUCAUCAUCACUGUGGUGGUGGAGAACACGAUCAUGAUCAUCAUCAUCAUCAUGACCAUGUUCAUCAACAGUCCAAGCUACUUCCAGAGGAAUUAGCGGAAGAUGAAGAUAUGAAACUAUAUGGGUUUGGUUUACCCCAUCACGACCAUCAUCACUUUACUGCCUCUGCUGAACAACUAUCGGGUUUAGGUCUUUGGUUGAAUGCGUUGGGAUGUUCAUUUCUAGUGAGCAUGGCUUCCUUGAUUUGCCUGAUUAUCCUGCCUGUAAUUUUUGUUCAAGGGAAACCAUCAAAGGCUGUUGUUGAUUCAUUGGCUUUAUUUGGGGCUGGAGCUAUGUUGGGGGAUGCUUUUCUUCACCAACUACCACAUGCUUUUGGUGGUGGUGAACAUUCCCAUUCUCAUGGUGACCAUGCAGACCAUGACCAUGAUGAUAAUUCUGGACAUGGACAUUCACAUUCUUUAGCUGAUCUUUCUACAGGAAUGUCUGUCCUAGCUGGAAUUGUACUCUUUCUUCUUGUGGAGAAGCUAGUGAGGUAUGUUGAAGAAAACUCAGGAGGAGCUAACUCGUGGGGGCAUGGACACCACCACCAUAACCACAAUAGCAAGAAAAAAUUGAAAGAUGAUAACAAUUCUGAUGUCAACAAUCAGUCACAGUCCAGUGAUACAAAAAAAAAGAGUUUGGUAGAUGAGGGGAAAGAAGACAAUCAAGUAUCACAUGACACAUUGGAGGGAGAUAAGCCAGCUAAAUCUAAAUCCUCGCUUAGAAAGAGAAGUGGAAGCAAUGCAACCAAAGGUGGUAGUCAGAAUGAUAAUGCUGAAGAUAGCUCCACUGAUAAUGUCAAAUCUUCAGAUGUUAUAGAACCAGUUAGACCAGCAAGUAGUCUUGUGUUUGGCUAUCUCAAUCUUUUCUCUGAUGGAGUUCAUAAUUUCACUGAUGGAAUUGCAUUAGGAAGUGCAUUCAUUCUUUAUGGAUCUGUUGGUGGCUGGUCUAGAACUCUGUUUUUGUUGGCACAUGAAAUUCCUCAAGAGGUUGGUGAUUUUGGUAUUUUGAUAAGAUCUGGUUUCAGUAUACCAAAAGCCUUGUUCUUCAACUUUUUAUCUGCACUCGUGGCACUUGCAGGCACUGCAUUGGCUCUGCUCUGGGGGAAAGAUCCUGGACAGUCAUCCUUGAUUGAGGGAUUUACUGCAGGUGGAUUUAUAUACAUCGCCAUUGCAGGAGUGCUUGCAGAAAUUAAUAACAAUGGGAAGACGACACUGAGAAGUACAGUCGUUCAAAUAAUCUCACUGACAAUGGGAAUGGCUGUUGCACUUGGCAUUUCCCUUAUAGAAUGAAUAAAAUGUUCUUUCUUAGGACUUACAGAUAUCGAUUCUUGAUGUGCCAAUUAUUACACUUAAUGUAAGCAACUAAUUAUCUACAAAAAAAUCAUUAUAUAUUUUCUGCAUGCUAUGUUGUGAACGCAGAAAAGCUUAUAGGGACGGUGAACUGGGAGAAAAGGAUAGGUCAAUACAGAAUGGUCAGGCUUAACCUUGCAAUGAUUCCUUAACCAUUAACACAGCAAACUGUGUAUAGUAGAUGUCUCCACAAACCGUUUGUAUUCGUCGGAUUAUGUAGCAACAUUUUUGUCCCUUUUGAGCUGUAUAGCAGUCAGGAUGCUUUCCUCUUUCUUAUGCACUUGGUGAGAUGAAAAACACAGAUUGUGUUUUGAUGGAUAUUGCACAUGUUUUCCUUA